AAGAAAAAAGAAAAGAAAAAAAAAAGAAAAAAGGGAGGGGGCCAGAAACUUAAUCUCAAUGAAUGAGAAAAUCUCCAAUUAAUGUUUAACACGGUAGGAUGGUCCGAUGGGAGAACGGUGGCGUGAUCCGGCACAUCCCCGCCCCAAAGAUUUAGAGGAGCGCACGAACAUCUGGCCCGGGGAGGAGGGAAAGCAAAAGCAAAGCGGAGUAGCUGCGCGUGUGAGUGUGCGCACUCGCUCGGGUGGUCAGUUAGCGUUGGCUACUUCCGAGCAACUCACAGCGCUAAGGGCAGUUUAUAAACCCAAGUCGGGAGCGCAGUCCAGGUGCAAAAAGAGGCUCGCCUCGAAACCGAGGCGUCCUGCCUCUGCUGCCGCCCUUUCCCCCGGCUACGCUCGGCGUGGGAUUCUCCCUCGACUUAGCUCUUAGGCCGGCGUUGCGGGUUUCCCGCGCUCCAAGCCCCGCUUCGCAAAGCGCGCCGCGAUGGGCAGCCGCGGCUUUUGGCGCGCUUCGCGGCUGCUGCUGCUGCAGUUGCUGCUUGUCGGCGCGCUCGCUUGGUCAGCUCCGGCGGCCGCCGCUCACUCCGAGGCGGACGAAGGCGAAGACCUGAUGCGCUCCUUCGCUUUCGAGGAGGAGAACCUGGCCGAAUUCGCCAGGCACCGAAGCUCCCCGGCAGCUUUCUACCGGAGCAGUAAGGAGUCAUGGCGCCUAUCUGGACAUUAUAUUGUGGUGCUCAAGGAAGAAACCCUUAAAUCCCAAGCCCUACAAACUGUCAAGCGUUUGCAAGCCAGAGCAGCCAAGCAUGGCUACAUGACCAAAAUCCUGCAUAUCUUUGAGGAGCUAAUCCAGGGCUUUGUUGUCAAGAUGAGCAGUGAUGUGCUGCAUAUGGCUUUGAAACUCCCACAUGUGGAUUAUAUAGAAGAGGACUCUUACGUGUUUGCUCAAAGCAUUCCUUGGAAUCUUGGCCGGAUUGUCCCAGAACAGUACAUGCUGAAUGAGUAUAAUCCCCCCAAUGCUGGUGAACUGGUUGAGGUUUAUCUGCUAGAUACCGCUGUCCAGAGCACUCAUCGGGAAAUAGAAGGCAAAAUAUUUGUGACCGAGUUUGAGAAUGUCCCGGAAGAAGAUGGCACUCGCUUUCACCGCCAGGCCAGUAAGUGUGACAGCCAUGGGACCCACAUGGCAGGUGUGGUGAAUGGAAGGGAUGCUGGAGUUGCCAAAGGGGCCAAUGUCCGCAGUCUACGGGUGCUCAACUGCCAGGGAAAAGGCACCGUAAGCGGCACACUGAUUGGUCUGGAAUUCAUUGCAAAGACCCUGGCUGUCCAGCCCUAUAGCCCCUUGGUUGUUUUGCUCCCCUUGGCUGGUACCUAUAGCCGCAUCCUGAAUGCUGCUUGUCGUCAGAUGGUGCAGAUGGGGGUAGUCAUGAUAGCUGCAGCAGGCAACUACAAAGACGAUGCUUGUCUGUACUCUCCAGCAUCAGAACCAGAGGUUAUUACAGUUGGAGCAACCAACGCCCAAGAUCAGCCUGUAUCUAUGGGGACUUUGGGAACCAACUUUGGACGUUGCAUAGAUGUGUUUGCUCCUGGAGAUGAUAUAAUUAGUGCCUCUAGUGACUGUAGCACCUGUUUCACAUCGCAGAGUGGGACAUCCCAAGCAGCUGCCCAUGUUGCAGGUAUUGCAGCCAUGAUCUUGAAUGCCAAUCCUGCCCUGUCCAUCUCCGAGCUGAGGCAGAAACUGAUCCACUUUUCUGUCAAAAACCUUAUGAACGAGGCUUGGUUUCCAGAAGACCAGAGGCUGUUAACACCAAACAGAGUGGCUGGGCUUCCCUCCAAAAUUUUAGCAGAGGAACAACUGUACUGUCGCUCUGUGUGGUCUUCCUUGUCUGACUCAACCAGUGCAGCAACAGCUGUUGCCCAAUGCAACAGCGAUGAAGACAUGUUCAGCUGCUCAAGUUUAUCAAAGAAUGGCAAGCGGCGAGGGGAGCACAUUGAGGAUAUUGGAGGCAAGAAGGAGUGUGUGGCUCACAACAGAUUUCGAGGCCAAGGUGUCUAUGCCAUAGCCAGGUGUUGCAUUUGGCCCAAGGCUGACUGUCAGGUUAAUAGCCAUUCACAGACCACAGAGGGCACAGCUCUGAAAAGUGUUAGCUGCAACAAAGAUAGCCAUGUUUUGACAGGCUGCAGCACCCAUUCUCUGGCUGGAGAUCUCAGUGGCGGCAUCAAAGCUGUACACCAGGCAGACAGUAGCCGGGCCCACUGUAUAGGCCAAGGAGAAGCAACGGUGCAUGCUUCCUGCUGCCAUGCACCCAGCCUUGAGUGCAGAGUUCAGGGACAUCCUCCCCUGGAAUACUUGACAAAGGUGAUGGAGACCUGUGAUGAUGGCUGGACUCUAACCGGAUGUAAUGCCCAGUCACAUAGCUUCAACACUCUUGGGGCAUAUUCAAUGGACAACACCUGUGUUGUAAUCAGCCAACAAGGAAGCAAAGGAGCAACCGCAGUUGCCAUCUGCUGCAGAAAGAGGCUCUUAGAGGAUGAGAAGCAAAGUUCCAGUAAUAAGUGACAAUUCUACCUUUCUCCCCCUCCCAACUAUCCAAAGGACUCACAAAUUUUGACAAUUGCCAUAUAGGGUCACACUGGCAAAUAGCAGGACUCCAAUACAGUUGCGGAUUACUUGUGAUAGCCUUAGCACAACUAUUUCAGAGGCUGCAAUUGUGCAAAACAUUGUCCCUCUAGCAACAUUCCCAUUGUUGUUAUCAAGAGAUGGGUGUCUUUGAUGUCACAGUAGUAUCAGUUAAGAUAUUGUAAAAUACCUUUGAUCAAUCUUUUGAACAUGGUUUUUCAACAACUUUUUAGUUGCAAUCAGUGACUUCCAGGCUUUUUAGAGUAUCUAUUUUGUCAAUCAUCCAUUAGUUCAGUGCAUUAUGCUAAUAGCUGCGUAGAAGAAUAGAGGAGAAGCGGGCAGAAGGAUGAAGAAGUAACAGUUUCUGUGUAAUUCUUUAGCUUAGUCACACAACCUUUCAUUGGUUGAACCAGAAAUGUCUGUGUAUAUAUGAGUGAUGCUUAAAACUGUAAAAGGUGAAAGUAUUAAUACUAUAAAUCUGCCCAGGAUAGCAGAUUAAUUGCAGAGCAUACCAAUUAACCAUACCAAUUAUAUCCUUUUAAAAAUAUUUUUAUAUGGUAAGUUGUAUGGUAAUAUUUUGCAGCAAACAUAGGCAAGCCAUGGGCUGUAUUAACCCUUCCUUCUAAAGGCCCAUGCAAUUAUUAGAAUAUCCUUUGUAGUUAAACUGUUACAUAACAAUUUAACUGUUUAAUGCUUUAAAAGGAAACUGGCAUACCUGGGAGAUAUUCUCGGUUCAGUUCCAGAUCAGCAAAUAUUGCAAUAAAGUAAGUCACACAAAAGGGAUGCGGUGGCUCAGGGGCUAGGACGUUGAGCUUGUCGAUCGAAAGGUUGGCAGCUCAGCGGUUUGAAUCCCUAGUGCUGCCGUGUAACGGGGUGAGCUCCCGUUACUUGUCCCAGCUUCUGCCAACCUAGCAGUUUCAAAAGCAUGUAAAAAUGCAAGUAGAAAAAAUACGGACUACCUUUGGUGGGAAGGUAACAGCGUUCCGUGUGCCUUUGGCGUUGAGUCAUACCGGCCACAUGACCAUGGAGACAUCUUCGGACAGCGCUAGCUCUUCGGCUUUGAAACGGAGAUGAGCACUGCCCCCCAGAGUCAGCAACGACUAGCACGCAUGUGCGAGGGGAACCUUUACCUUUUUAAGUCACACAUUUUUGGGGGGGGGUGGAGGGAGGGUUUCUGACUGCAUAUAAAAGUUAUGUUUGCACUCUAUGUGUAAAAUCUUACUAUGUCUAAAAAACAAUGUACAUACCAUAAUUAAGGUUAUUACUAAUGAGCAAAUGCUGUUGGAAAAAUGGUGCCAGUAGAUUUGUUCAACGCAGGUUUGCCAUGAGCCUUCAAUUUACUAAAAAAAUGCAGUAUAUGCAAAGGUGAGUAAAGCAAAACACAAUAAAAUAAGGUACGCCAGUAUUCAAAUACAAUUUGAUAGAGUUGGGAAGUGUUUCUCCUGCUUUUGCUCACUUCUUGAAAUUCUAUGGUUGCAGCUCUCAACCUGAGACAGCCUGGUCAUCUAUAAUCUAGAUCAGGGGUGUCAAACUCAUGGCCUGCAGCCUGGUUGCAUUCUAUGCUGGCAACGCUCACCCCCAGUUUAACGAAGGUGAAAAAAAAGUUGCAGUAUGUCACGUGAUGUGUCGUGGCGAGUUUGACACCCCGAUCUAGAUUGUACACAUUGUUGUUUUCUGUCAUCAUUCUCCAGUGCCAUUGUACAAAACUGCUUAACAAUGGGUUGUAGCCGGUCUGAAAUAGGAUUUUAUCCUAUUGUAUCCUUAUACUAACUUUUGAGAAGCAGAAGUUUCUCCUCUUUUAUUUCACACAGGAAACAAUUACCUUAAUUGUAUUACUUAACAUAUUAAAAUUAUUGUAAAUGAACUGUGUUAGCUUCUGUAGCCAUGAAUGGAGGAAGCUGUGCAAAAAUGAGAGCAGUUUUUUCUAAGGAGACUGGAUCAGUGUAGAGAACUACUUUUCUCCUAGAUCAGGGGUCUCCAACCUCGGUCCCUUUACGACUUGUGGACUUCAACUCCCAGAGUCCCUCAGCCAGCAAAGUCCACAAGUCUUAAAGGGACCGAGGCUGGAGACCCCUGUUCUAGAUAGCAUAACACUCAGUUCCAUCCUCUUAUGAUGAGGAUUCUGAAAAAUACUGGGAACUGUAGCUGAAAAAAAAUUAGCAUCGGGCCCCAGGAAAACUACUGGAUCAAUGAAAUAUAGUUUUAUACAAGCAAACCUGAAGCUUUUAAAAGCACUGAAGAUUUAGGACUCCUGCAUGAGUGGCUUUAAGGCAACCAUGAAACAAAGUACAUGCUGGGUAAGUCGCACCAAACAGUGUAGUUUUUUACUAUCAUGUAAAUAUUUCCCUCUUACCAAAUGUUUAAUUGCCUAUAUAAUUGAAUCUUUAACCAUGUGUAUGUUAAAUUACUAAGUAAAAAUAUUUUUAACUAAGGGACUAUAUACAUGUUUCCUUAAAUGUAAACUUAAAUGUAAGUUUAGUUCAAAGUAAAUGUAUAUUGGAGCCUGUUGCAUUUUUGCUUUAGAAAGGGCAAAAAACAUUGAAUCAUGAAUAGAGUAAACUGCAUGUGAUUCUUUAUAUGUUGUUUUGAAAUUAAUACUCAAAUUUAUUAUCUACUGUAAUUGCUUGAGAAGAUUUCUUUGUGCUGUGUAUUUUACAUUUUUAUCUGGAAUCUAUUUAUUCUGUUUUAUAUAACAUUUUAUAAAGCAAUUUC
This is a messenger RNA of Ahaetulla prasina, 5323 nucleotides long. It is a transcript of the gene PCSK9, whose product is annotated as proprotein convertase subtilisin/kexin type 9. The record is from RefSeq and is a predicted model, not a curated record. Bases 482 to 2551 code for a protein of 689 amino acids. NCBI's taxonomy places the organism in Eukaryota, Metazoa, Chordata, Lepidosauria, Squamata, Colubridae. Gene Ontology annotation, biological process: proteolysis. The transcript has 12 exons. Gene Ontology annotation, molecular function: serine-type endopeptidase activity.